AUGGCAAACUUCAAUCGAAUCGAACUGCUUCUUGGGCUCCUGCUCGUGAGCUUCUCACUGCUGGCGGCCAAUGCCCACCCCACCGACUUGCAUCUUGCUCACAAGAGAGCCACAACCUCACCAAGGGAGCGCAUAUCCAUAAACAAGGACUGGAAGUUUUCACGAUUCACUUCUAAUCCCGAUGGCUUGUCAUAUAAUGAGACCCUCAAGCCAUGGAUUCUCCCAUCUGCCAAUGACUUUGUCAUUGAUGGCACCCAGUACCAACGUCCCAAUGGCACAUCUCCUGGACAAGAUGUCGAAUACACGCAAGCAUCAUUUGACGACAGUACCUGGGAAGCCCUAGACUUGCCACAUGACUGGGCCAUCAAGGGACCAUUCAAUGCGCCCGGUAUAUCCGGUGGCAUGGGUCGCCUGCCGUCCAAUGGCAUUGGUUGGUAUCGGCACAACCUAACCUUUACUGAAGAAGACGUCGGCAAAUCCAUCUUUAUUGACAUUGACGGCGCCAUGUCGUAUUCCGCCGUUUGGCUCAAUGGCGAGCUUGUUGGUGGUUGGCCAUAUGGAUAUACUUCGUUCCAGCUCGACCUAACGCCUUAUAUCACAGUCGGCGAGGAAAAUCUGCUGGCCGUCCGUCUUGACAACCCCCUCGACUUUUCGCGAUGGUAUCCUGGAGCUGGCCUAUACCGCAACGUCUGGCUGGUCAAGGUCGACCCAGUCCACGUGGCAAAAUUUGGCACUCACAUCACCACACCAGUGGUGACAGCAGAGGAGGCCACAGUCGACAUCGUCGUGAACGUGGAGAACAAGGGCGAGAACGCUCAAGGGGUCAUUGUGCAGACCGACAUCCGUCCGUCUGGAAGCGAUGAAGCAGUAGCUAGCUUUGAUCCAGCAUCAGUGCUCAUCAACGGAGGGUCCAAACAAUCAGUAAACGGCUCAGUUACGCUCACCAACCCACAGCUCUGGGGACCGCCACCGACGCAACAACCAAAUCUUUAUGUCGCGGUGACCACCAUUACCAGUAGCAAUGGUACCGUCCUUGAUCAAUAUGAAACCACUUUUGGCGUCCGGUCGGUGGUCUAUGAUCCCGACGAAGGCAUCAUUGUCAAUGGCGAAAAGAUUCCCAUCCGUGGAACGGAUAAUCACCACGAUCUUGGCAGUAUCGGAGCCGCCUUCAACCACAGAGCGGCUGAGCGACAGCUGGAGCUACUACAGGAAAUGGGCGGCAACGCGCUGCGCAUGUCGCACAACCCGCCGGCCCCGGAGCUUCUUGACUUGGCUGAUAUCAAGGGCUUCUUGGUCAUGGACGAGGCCUUUGAUGUUUGGAAUGAGGAAAAAGUCACCAAUGACUAUCACCUCUUGUUUGCUGACUGGCACGAGCCAGAUCUCCGAACCCUGAUACGUCGCGACGUCAAUCAUCCCUCGGUCAUUGCAUGGAGUAUCGGUAACGAGAUCCCUGAGCAGCGCACAGAUGAGGGCGCAGCCACUGGCCAAAUCCUAUACGAUAUCGUGCACGAGGAAGAUUCCACACGACCCGUUACUUCUGCUCUGAACAAUGGACAGCCUGGCGACGGCCUCGCAGACCUGCUCGAUGUCAUUAGUCUCAACUACCAAGGAGAGGGAAGAGGCAACUCGUGGACCUCGACAUUCCCGGCCUUUCACGAGACAUAUCCCGAGAAGCUGCUUUGGACGAGCGAAAGCGCGUCGACUGUCAGCACUCGCGGCACAUAUUUCUUCCCCGUCAUUGGCAACAUGAGCCAAGUCGUGAGCGAUGCACCAGGGGACGGCGGCAACUCCACGCUCUUGGAGGUGAGCGCCUACGAUCUAUAUGCCCCGUCGUGGGCCACAUCUCCGGACAAGGUCUUCAAGCAGCAGGAUACCUAUCCCUAUGUUGCGGGCGAGUUUGUAUGGACGGGAUGGGACUACAUCGGCGAGCCGACGCCCUACGAUGAUUACGAUGCGGCUCGUAGUUCAUACUUUGGCAUCAUUGACUUGGCCGGAUUCAAGAAGGACAGGUUCUACCUGUACCAGUCGCGUUGGCGCCCAGACGUUCAGUUCGCUCACAUUCUGCCUCACUGGACUUGGCCGGAUAGAGUCGGUGAGGUCACGCCAGUCCAUGUGUUCUCGUCGGCCGAUGAGGCGGAGCUCUUCAUCAACGGCGAAUCUGCCGGCAAGAUUACCAAAGAAGAGCUGACUUACCGCUUCCGCUGGGAUAACGUCACCUACACUCCAGGCGAGCUCCAUGUUGUCACCUACAAGAAUGGUUCCGUUUGGGCAGAGGCAAGCAAGAAGACUGCCGAGAGCGCCGCAGCACUCAACAUUACAGCGGAUCGGACUACUAUCACGGCUGACGGAUAUGACUUGUCGUUUGUAUCCGUGGCCGUGGUCGAUGAAGCUGGUACAGUGGUGCCAGAGGCCAGCAACAACAUUACAUUCUCCGUCACGGGUCCUGGCGAAAUUGUGUCUACCGAUAAUGGAAAACCGACUGAUCUGACGCCCUUCCCAUCUUUGACCCGAAGCGCCUUUAGUGGUCUCGCUCUGGCUGUAGUCAGGUCCCAGAGCGGGCAGGCUGGUUCCAUCACGGUCUCGGCUGUCGCCGAUGGACUUGCGGGGGCCGAGAUUACAGUUGAAGCUUCGUGA
Pestalotiopsis fici W106-1 is the source of this 2634-nucleotide messenger RNA. RefSeq lists its product as uncharacterized. Gene Ontology annotation, molecular function: hydrolase activity, hydrolyzing O-glycosyl compounds. The record is from RefSeq and is a predicted model, not a curated record. Bases 1 to 2634 code for a protein of 877 amino acids. Gene Ontology annotation, biological process: carbohydrate metabolic process. The transcript has a single exon. Lineage: Eukaryota; Fungi; Ascomycota; Sordariomycetes; Amphisphaeriales; Sporocadaceae.